AUGAGUUCGAGUCAAGCACAGGGCAGCAAUGGCCCGGGAGACAAUAUGGCCGACAUCCCAGAACUGGCCCCAGAAGCAGACGAUCACAGGCUAGGGUCGAGCUCUAGCGAUGAGGAGACAAUAAGAGGGGAGCGUGACGAAGACUAUGUUGCUGAUGCCGCCAUACUGGAGGAAGAGGAAGAGAACCGGCCAGCUGACGUUCCAAUACCCACUGUCGAGGUCGAUACCUCAGCUUCCAUACCCAACCACUAUCGUGGAAUUGUUGGAGCUUCACAGGAGGCUGCUUCGGAAGAUGGGUCGACCGAUGCUAUACCCCGGUUGGCGGCAAGCCCUAUGGGUUCCAACCUUUCAAUUCCAGAUGAUACUCCGUCUGCUCAGGGCUCCGUCGUUUCCUCAAUGGGUAGCAGUGUCUUGCCCUCCUUCGCUCGCCGACCUGGUAUGAGCCCAACGCCAUCUUUCAGGCCGUUUGACCAGAGAUUCCAAUCUCGUAUUGCCUCGCCACACCUAAGCUCUCCCCGACCGUCCUCACCUGCCUUUCUUGCUGGACAUAGCCGAACAGUGUCUGUGAGCAGUCAGUUUCUACUCGAUUCGGGUGAAACAGAGACGCUGUCUCCGCCAUGGGAGGUUGUGAGGUGGACGAAGCUGAGAAAGCUAAAUAGCCAGGCUUUCUCGGAGGCAGGAAAGAGAAAUUUUGGAACUCCGACCUGUCUUGCCGUCACAGCAAAUAUCGUGAUGGGGACAACAAAGGGCAUAAUCCUGGUUUUUGACUAUAACCAAAAUCUCAAGGCUAACUGGAUGGCAGCUGUUGAGUCGGGUCCUAUCACAUCGAUUGCCAUUUCGGCAGACCAUAGCACUAUAGCUGGUGGACACUCUAACGGCAAUAUCUUUACCUGGGACACCACCCGAGCGGCGAGACCGUUUCUUAGCAUACCCCAUCUGGACUCUACACAAGUCCAACGCAGAACGGCCGACGGUCAUGUCUCCAAUGUUGCUAUCACUCACUUAGGAUUUCUCGGAACACGCCACACAGCACUCGUUUCGGCCGACGACAGAGGAAUGGCCUUUUCACAUCUCGCAACGCGGGGCACAGGAGCACUGGGAAGGACAGUGAAGACCACUCGCAUUCUCGGGCGCUAUCCAGACUCAAAACCACCUGUUGGAAAAACCCUCAAGCCCAGCACUGUACUAGGGUUUUCCCCAUGUCCCCUUGGUAACGUCGAGAUGGCUACUGACGGUAUGGGCCUCACGGCGAUGCUCACCCCCUAUUUGCUCGUCAUUGUCUCCACAACCCCUAUCGCGCAAACUCAACACAAAUCCGCCCGUCCAAAAGAGGUUGCAGCACACAGUGCCAUGACCGGGUGCCUAGCUUGGUUUCCAGCUGUGAAGCUGAAGGUGCCGGACCCUGUUACUGGAAGUCAAAUUUCCAAAGUGAAAUUGGUGUACUGCUGGUCAAAUGUCCUCACUGUACUAGAUGUGGAUGAGAUACCAGAAGACGACAAAGAAAAACUCCCAAGUCUCAAAUUCAGAGCACGGAGCCGAUGGACGUGUGAGGAAUCAAUCGCGGCUGUCCAAUGGCUCAGCAGAUCAGUUCUGACGGUUCUCACGAUAUCCCAACGGCUGAUCGUGCUCGAAGAUCGAAGCAUGCGCAUGACGGAGGCUUUUGACUUGAUGGGCAAGCACAUCUAUCAUGCAGAUCUUUUUUCAAAACAGCUGAACCCACUGGUGGAACAACUGGAUGAAGAUGUCGACUCGAUGCAUGGUGUCGUUGCUGACGCGUUCUACAUGAGUUUCAAGGCGUAUAAAAGCCGCCUGUUUCUCCUGGGAUUCAAUGAUGUUUCGAUAGGCGCUCUGUCCAACUGGGCUGAUCGCUUGAUCGCGUUGAUGGAAUCUGGGGACUAUGUGGGGGCCAUCCAACUUGCCACGUCCUACUACACAGGUGAUGCUAAUAAGCUCACCGUCGGACUUCCAGAAGAUGCAAAACUCAGACACUCUAUGGUCCAGGACAAGCUGAUGGAAAUCAUGAGCGCCUCGCUCAAGUAUGCAUUUGGGCAGAGACAGAAGCGGAAAGACAGCGUUACAGACGCUCAUCUGCAAGAGCUGGCCGAAACCUGCUUUGUGGCUUGCCAAAGCGUCGGGGACGAGGACUUUGUCUUUGACGAGAUGUGGGAAUGGUACGAAGAUGCCGAGGUCGAAGGCAUUUUCCUUGAGACUUUGGAGCCAUACAUCCUCGAUGGAUCUAUUACGACGGUCCCUCCAGUUGUGGUCAAAGGCAUGGUCACCCACUUUGUGAGCAAAGGGCUCGAAAGCCGCUUGGAGGAACUGAUAUGUCAUCUGAACACCGCGACUCUCGAUUUGGACCAAAUCACCCUACUUUGCAAACAACACAGCCUUUACGACGCCCUCCUCUAUGUCUGGAAUCAAGCCCUUCAAGAUUUCAUUACACCCCUCCUCGAUUUGCUGGCUUUAUUGGUACCAUUGAUGCAAAACGGCCGAUAUUCAGGCUCAGCAAACCCGAUCGAGGAUGAUAUUUAUGGGGUCAAUGCCCUCAAGAUCUUCCCAUACCUUUCAUAUGUCCUCACGGGACGGGUGUACCCGACUGGUGAGGCCCUGUCAGAAGAGAUCGCGCAGAGGGCAAAGGCUGAGCUUUAUUGGCUUCUCUUUUCUGGCAAAAGCAUUACCUGGCCUAAGGGCAGCAACAAGCGACUCCUCACGAAGCCUUCUCAGUCGCAGGAGCCGUCGUUUCCCUACCUACGAUUGAUCCUUAACUUUGAUGCGCCCAGCUUUCUGAGUGCCCUCAAUGAAGCGUUUGAAGAUUCCUUCCUCAACGAUUCGCCCGAGAAGCAGGCGGCAACCGGCAGCCGACCACGAGAUCUACCAGAAGAGCAAAUCUUCGGGUUGACUGUAGACAGACAGUACAUUGUCUCCAUCCUGAUGGAGAUCAUGAACUCGACCGACUACGAAACGACCGACACGAUCUACCUUGACAUGUUUAUUGCGAGAAACCUCCCCAAAUACCCACAAUAUCUGCUGUUUCCAGGCUCAACUCUUACCAAAGUGCUCGCGGGACUCUGCAAGUUUCCCGGCCGAGACCUGGCCGAGGAUGCUCAGCUGAGUGCGGAAUACCUGCUUUCGGUAUACCAUCCACCAGAUGUUAAUGACUUGAUUUCCCUUUUCAAGGAAGCUGGAUUCUAUCGCAUUUUGAAGCGCAUCUACAAGAACGACAAGCAAUAUGGGAAGCUCAUUGAGACUUAUUUUGACGACCCCGAAGACCAAGAAGCUGUGUUUAGCUGCAUUGAGGUCUGCUUACGACCGCAAGCGGGCCUUACACGGCGGCAAGUACAGGAUGUUCACCAAGUCAUCAAACGGCACGCGGCUCAGUUUGUCGAGAUCGACCCUCCCAUGGCAGCCAAAACCAUUGCAAAGGUUGCGCCCGAGCUGCAUCAUGAUGUCCUUCAAGCAUCUGGUGAGCAACCGGGACUGCAAUAUUCGUAUCUCAAGGCCAUCCUGGAGCCACAGACUGAACAACGUCGUACUGGGUCACCAGAUCGGGAUUUGGUUGAGCAGUAUCUGCGGCUGAUGUGCAGGUUUGAUCCAGCACAUGUGUCUGACUAUGUUGGGCUGGUUCAGUCUACCAAUCUACGGCUUGAAAACUUGCUUCCAACGAUGGAGGAGACAGGCGUGAUUGAUGCGGCUGUCAUACUUAUGGCCAAGGAAGGUCAGGCUCAGGAGGCAAUGGGUCGGUUGGUUAAGCACCUCGGAACACUAGAAUCUGCUCUCCAGGGUCUGCUUGCAGGUUCUGAACCUGAAUCGAACACUGAGCAGCUUCAUCAGUCUGUCGAGGAGCUGAUGGAGGCCUUGAGGAGGUACAUCCUAGUCGGCAUCUGGCUUUGCCAGGGACAGACGGAGACUGUGCGGGAAGCCAAUGCUGGUCGUCGACGGCAGAAGCCUACUCUUGACGAUGCACUGUCUUCUGAUGAGGCUCUCUGGCUUGAUCUGAUUGAUAUCGCGGUGCAGAUCACCAAGCAGAUCUCUACGGCCCUCCGGUUGUCUCCGGCAGAAACUCCCUCCGAGAACGAGAAGCCCAAUCUACCAUUAGGCGAUAACGACAAAAUCACCACUCUUCUCCGCUCUCUGGUGCAAAACACUUUUACCGCACUGCUCACAUGUACUUCAACUCCAUCACCUUCCUCGACCACAACUGCCGGCAUGGGCAGCAACCUGUCCUUUCUCCGAAUCCUCAGGGCGUUCCUCACACGUGCGGCUGCCUCCUCUCCCAACUUGGCCGACCUUCGCUCCGUCUUGUCGUCCAUUUUUGCGGCGUAUGCGUAUGAAGAGUCGAUCCUGCGGCUGUCCAACCGGCUUCUUGAGCGGAGUUUGUUCGUCAGUGUCAACGAGGCGGUCGCGCUCCGGCAGCGAGGAUGGCGACCACGAGGCUCAACCUGCGAGGCUUGCAGUCGGAGAGUGUGGGGUCCGGGGGUGGCUGGAAAUGUGUUUGAAGCUUGGGAGGAGAAGCAAGCGGUGGAAGAGAAGAAGAGGAAAUUGAGAAAGGCCCUGAUGUCACCGAAUGGUGAUGUCGGUGAGGAUGGGACAGGUGGUGACGAGGAAGAGGCUUAUGUUGGCAAGGGCAAAGGGAAAGGAAAGGCACCUAGUCCCAGGUUAAGACAGGAAGAUGGGGCGGUCGGUGAUGGCGAUGUUCAGACAGCUCAGGAUCCCCGAGAGGGACGGUCUGAUGAGGCUGGGGCUCCUAGGAGGAGGGAGCAGCCACCGUUGGGGCCGUUGGUCUUGCUUGCGUGUAGACAUAUUUACCACAAGAGCUGCUUGGAGGAGCUGUUGGCGAAGGAUGGGCAGGUAAAGGAAAAUGAGUAUAGAUGUCCUAUUGACGGGUAG
This is a messenger RNA of Podospora anserina S mat+, 4887 nucleotides long. RefSeq lists its product as uncharacterized. Gene Ontology annotation, molecular function: protein binding. Lineage: Eukaryota; Fungi; Ascomycota; Sordariomycetes; Sordariales; Podosporaceae. The coding region runs from base 1 to 4887 and encodes 1628 amino acids. The record is from RefSeq and is a predicted model, not a curated record. The transcript is spliced from 3 exons. Gene Ontology annotation, biological process: protein targeting to vacuole; endosomal vesicle fusion. Gene Ontology annotation, cellular component: HOPS complex; late endosome.